AAUUUGUACACAAACCGCCGAAAACCGUUGCUAAUCGGUCUCAGACUAAUCCAAUUAUUUUAAUUAAAGUGCUGUAAUGAUGUAUGUUAUUUUAGUUAGUGCUUAGAUUUGCAAUAGCCAAUUUUAGAAAUAUGUGUUCUAGUUGAUUAAAAACAAGUGAAGCAAAAUGGAUAUCGAUGCUCUGCACUGUGACCUCCGCAAGCGGUUAGACGUGCUCGGAUUUAACCACCCACUCCCACUCGGGGCGAUCGGGAUUGUUUCCGCUAUCCUCGAUGACUUGAUUAAAACGUCCGAAAAGCUGAAAGCAGCUCGGCAGCAAAUUGAGCAGCUGCAGCAGGAAAAGGUAGCCUGGGAACUUGGGGUGGAACCGUACAAGUGUGACAAUUCACGUCUGCUGGCCGAGUGCAACGGGUUGCACCUGGAGCUUGUCAAGCAGCGCGAUAAGUUUGUUCUGGCCAACACGGAUCUGAAGUGUAGGGUGAGGAAUUUGGAAACCGACAAAAAGCAGCUGGACGAACGAUGCAUGCAGGCUGAAGCGAAAAUCCGUGAGCUUCAAAGUGCCGACAACAAGUCCAGGAAGGAUGGUGUAAAUAUGCAACGAAAACCGUUUAUAUCAACCGUUAGACCGGGAUACUAUCAACCGCCCAGGUGUUGCGAGGCUUCACAGCGUGAAAGUAAGUGCGAAUGUCCAUGCAAUAAGCCGCGCAAACAGGAGAUUUUGCAUGAGAUUGAACGGCUGCAAGUGGAGACGAAGAACCAGGAGGAAGUUAUCGAAGCGUAUAAAAAACAGAUCGAUUACCGAGACCGCGAGAUACAACGCCUCGGAGCGCUGUUUGCCGGUGGUCGGCCAUCAGUUGCUCUGGCCAAGGAUUGCUGCUAUCGCAGCGUCAACACACUGGCAGAAGACGUCGAAAAGCUGCAACACGAAAAGGCAUCCGUGCAGAACAAGCUGGCCAGUGCGCUGGAGAGUCAGCAGAACGCCAGCAAAAAGAUUCAGAAACUUUCCGAACGUAACAAGCGGCUCGAACAGGAGCUGAAGGAAAUCGAAAAUGUCGCGCUGAACGUCGAAUCGGAAGCUAAUUUGAACAUUUUGGACAGGGAUCGACAGAAUUCGGAUUUGCAAAUCAAGUUGCAUCAAUCCAACAUGAAAAUCAAAGAACUGGAAACAAUUUUGGAGGCAAGGUCCUCGGGUCUAGUUCCUAGCAGCUCUUCGGCGUCGGCUUGUUCGCUGGAUUCCACACUACAAACUGCUUUAAAACAGGCAAACGAGGAAAAACGUGCCUUAUAUAAACAGCUGAAUGAGUCUAAACAAAGAGAGCAAACAUUUUUGAAUGAUUAUGAAAAGAUCAAAAACAAAUAUUCCAAACUGAAACUUAAGCUAUCCAAUCAGAUCGCUUACGGUCAAGAGAACAAUCAAGAUGAUGCUGAACUUUCGGAGCAACGAGAGAAAACCCUGUUACUGGAAGAAUCAUUGAAAAAUGUUAAGUCCGAUCGAGAUUUCCUAAAUAUCGAAGUCAAACAACUUCGUGAAACCAUUUCAAAACUGACAGCCGAUAAGGACUGUCGAAUAGCUCAAUUGGAAAGUGAAUUGCAUUUGUUGAAAAAAUCCUCCGCGACCAGCAUAGGACGUCCCACCAAAACGGCAGACUCGCUUGCAUCUGCUCAGUCUUCCCUUUCGGUUCAAUCCGCGUUCCACCGUGUGGAACGGGAACGGGAUGCAGCCAAGCGCGAGGUGCAACAGCUGGAAAUCGAGCGAGAUUCACUGAGAAACAAGCUUCAACUGGCUACCAAAACUCAGAAAGAACAACAAGCCAAACACGAGGAAGCAAUAGUUGGUUACAGCUCGCAGAUUGCAAAGCUGGAGGCUGCCAAACGGGACAUGCUCUGCGGACAGAGUUCUUCCCAAACGACGAUUCACCUCCUGCAGGAGGAAAGCCGAGAACUACAUGAACGGCUGAAACAAGUGGAGGAUGAUUUCAGUAAGUUACGUGUGUCGCAUUCACAGCUGCGAAUCCUACAGGAGCAAACGGAACGGGCACUGACGCAGCAACAAAAUCGGUUGUUGUGUUCGGAGAAUCAGCUAGGAUGUGCGGAGGCGAGGCUUUCAAAGGUUGAUGGCACCAUUGAGAGUGCCAACAAGGAUCUCGGAAAGUUGAAGGGUGAUAUUAGCGUACUGAAAGCUUCCAAUGCGUCGCUGCAGCGUGAGAAUGAUAAGCUGUUGAUGGAGCUGGAUAGGAAAACGGAAAAACUGUUCACCGUUGAAAAUGAAUUGAGUAAACUAAAGUCAAGCAAAUCCGAAAUGCGGGACACCAUCGAUCGGUUGCAGAAGAAACUCGAAAACGCAAGUGCGGACAACAUCCAUAAGGACAGUACGUUACGAAGCGCAGCAUCCGAAAGUGACACGCUGAAGAAGCAAGUGGCAACUUUGAAGCGUUCGCACGAUAACGCCGUUUCGGAAAAUGGUCGCCUGUCGAAUGAGCUCACUGAUGCCGCAUCGGAACUGACGCUAACGAAGCGUAAACUAGCCGACUGCCAGCAGGAGAUUGAACGGAUGAAGUCGCAGCUCCGCGAGUACGUGCAGGAAAUCCAGCGCGCCGAGGAAUUGUUGUGUAUCAAGGAAAAGGAACGCGAGGAGAUGCUGGAACACUACAAAUCUCUUUCCGAAGGAGUCAACAUGCUGGAAGUGAGCAAUCACACCUUGGAAGCAGAAAGUGCAGAAGCCAAAAAGUUGCUUCAGGAAGCGGAAGAUCGCAUCGGUGGAUUGCAGGAACAGGUCGACCUGCGCCAGUCCGAGAUUAAGACAUAUGAACAGCAAAUUAAUGAGCUGUCGGCAACCGUCGUUUCGCUCGAGGAAGAAAUCGAGAAUCUCAAGGAGGAAAAUAACAAUCUUCAGGAGGAUCUGGAAGCGACGAAAGAUCUGUGCUCUAAGUUGGACGUUCAGAAGGAUAAGCUGCAGGCCGAGCUGGAGGAACACUCGUCCAUCCGUGAACAGUUGAAUAGGGAAAAUGACACCCUAAAGCGACAGCUAUCGUUGGCCAAAAUCGGCGAUAAAGCGGCUGUUGAUGGGCUACAGGAGCUGCUGGCCGCCUGUCGUUCGGAGGUUGAACAACAACGAAUCGUAAUUGGUCCGUUGAAUCAGGAGGUUAAAUCUCUUAAAGAUCAAGUUCAAGAAUUGAAUAAAAAACUCACUCAUGAACGUGAUAAAGCUACUAAAAGUGAGGCACUGGCCAGUGAGUAUAACGUUCAACUGCAAGAGUUGAAACGAAUGAUCACAGACGAUCGAUACGCGCAGGUACAAUCCCGACAGGAGGAAGAUGAUUACAACAGAAUCAAGAUUUAUUUGAACGCCAUUGAAAGUUUUAAGUCCGAAGGACUAGUGAAACGACAUGGUAGCUCGAGUUCAAUUACAUACUCGAGUUGCAAAACAUCCGAAAGCCUAGGUCCAUUGCGGAACGGUACAGAAAAACCGCGAAAAGUCUUCGGCAGUGAAUCUUAUCCACGAAGAAUUGAGAAAAGUGUUGGCAAUGAUCGGAAGGCACACUCUGAACCAGAAACGGUGAAAAUGUUUGAUAGCUGUCGAGUUCAAAGCCGAAGUAGCUCCACUUCUGUUGGCAGUAAAACUGAUUCCAUCGUGAGGUGUGCCACAUUUGACAACGGAAAAAUGAUGGACGGCGAAGCUUUAAGAAAUGGUCCGAUAAGUAACAUUUCAAUUGAUAACAUAUGUGAUCGGCUAGGUGAGAACGACAUUACUCGUGAAGUGGAAAAAGCCAGCCCGGCAUUGAAUAUAGAGAAAAACAGAACAAGUGAAGACAAGGAGACGCAACGGUCGGAAGCGCAAAUAAAACCCCCCAACGGGUGGAAGACCAACCAGUACAGUAGCGAAGGUUCAUCGAAAUCUUCCCAAGUUUCACAAGCUGAAACCAGCAGGAAACGGGUCGCUAAAAAUUUACGAAAAACUGAAUCUCCGAAGACUGCGUCACCGAAAAUAGCUGAACCAACGGUGCAAGAAAACGUUAAGAUUAAGGUACCAACACAUUACUCUUCCCCGGAUAAUGUUCUCCGCCAGCAAAAAAGUCACUCGCUGGAUCGCAGCUCAAUCCCCGAAAUAGACGCAACUGUACGAAAUAGAUCGCCAAAGUCUUCACCCACUGCUCGAAGAAGACAAUCGAUCGGCCACAGUCCCGAUCGGUCGAUCGACAUCGUGCCACCACGCGAAUCCAGUUACGAGCAGUUUAGGAAAAGUUUCCACCAAACCCGACCGACAGUCAAGUCGACGUCCUCCCCGAAGAGCAAGAGCAACUCAAGUCUGUCCACCGUACCUGUUUCAUCCAUUUCCGGUGUCGAUUCGCCCAGAACGUCGGAAAAACUGACUAAUGAUUCGAAAGCGGCAAGUUCACGCACUGGAAGGGAAACUCCAAAGCAAACGUCCACUGACAAAAAUAAUGGCCCGGGGGCGGUGGCCAUCAUUUAUAAAAAUGCACUAGGCGAACGGAUAAUUUUGUCCGACGAUCGGCAGCCCCAGCAGCAGCAGUGGCCGCUGCUACAGGGAAACGAUUGCAGCACCACUGCACACGGCAGCAUAAUGGUAAUUGACGAUUUGCGACGACCUAAAACGCCAAUUAGGGCACCGAAAGUGUCGUUGACUGCCGGAAAAGCUGUAUCCGGUGCCGUCAGUUCGAGUAGGGAAAAUCAACGAAAAUCCCCAACUGUGAGAGGUAGUAAUGAGAGUAACAGUGCUAUUGCUAGUACCAGUAGCGGCAGAAGCGCCCGUAGCAGUCGCUGUGAGCAAAGAAAGUGGCGAGAAAUCCUGCACCCGACGGGAAAGACAAACGCUGCUGUGAGGCAGACUCCUUCCCUAUCGGCAACAACUAACGACCGGAUAACGACGAUAAAUUAUGAAAUACUUAACGCCAACGGCAGACGGAGCAGUGGAAGCGUGGAAGCCGUUGAAGUUGCGAAUCAAAGUGGUAGAAAGCCUCCCAGGUUGCAACCGAUUACGUCUGCUGGCGGCGGCGGCGGCGGUGCGGGCGGCACCGGUUCGAUGCCGGAGGUAACGCUAGACGGUGAUUCCAAGAAGUACGUGCUAAACUUCAAGAUUAAGGUAGACGGUGAUGAGAGGAGUAGCGGAAAGCAGUUGCAAAUUGCUGCUAAGAAGUAA
This is a messenger RNA of Sabethes cyaneus, 5158 nucleotides long. It is a transcript of the gene Cep135, whose product is annotated as centrosomal protein of 135 kDa. Bases 167 to 5158 code for a protein of 1663 amino acids. Lineage: Eukaryota; Metazoa; Arthropoda; Insecta; Diptera; Culicidae. The record is from RefSeq and is a predicted model, not a curated record. The transcript is spliced from 15 exons.